AUGAGCAAUCAGCGCCACUCCGCGUCCGGCGGCCGCGGCGCCGCCUCCGCCGACAUAACCUCAACGCGGCCGGCGCCCCUCGCCCUGGCCACGUCUGCACACUCCGCUGCCUCCAAAGGCCUUCCGCUACGAUACACUGGCAGCGGCGUCCGACAUCGCGGCGGCGGCGGCACCAGCUGUGGACGGCGGCCGCUCGCAGAAGUCUGCAGCCGCCGAGUCGACUCGCCUGGCCUCGCAGCCGCCAUUGGCCGAGGAGCGCAUUUCGCGAUUGAUGGCGGGCGGGCGCCGCGUCGCGGCUCCCGGAAUCAAUAUGGGAGGCGGCGGGGGCGGAUGGAAGCUGGAGGCGGGGGCGGCGGCGGCGGCCGCGUCGCGAACAAUGCCACCCCUCGCUUUCUGUGUAGCGCCGGAAUCAAUCACACCGGCUCGCGGCAGAUUCGCUCGAUACACACCUGCCAGCCGCGCGUCUCCCGAGACGUCUGCACAGGCACCGAGCAGGGAAGCGAGGGCGCUCUCCACGCUGCUCCACUGCUCGGCCUAAACAAGUCGCGCUGCGCCCACGCUCUGCUCUUACGCAGCGCGUCGGGGCUGAAAAUAUUGAAGAGGCCCCUCCAAAUCGUGUCCGUCACGGACGCUCUUUGCAUACAAUUAGAAGCGGCGCCGCUGCAUUCGUUAUUUGCGAGCUGCCAACGGACGGCAUACAUUUCGGCGGCGGCGCCGGGACCAGAUGGGAUGGGGUGCCGACAUGCCAAGCCGAGCCGUACCCUGCCGGUCCGACAGCCGCUGCCUGCUGGCUUCACUUCUUUCCCACACUUUGCUCUUCCUCUGCGCUACGCUUCCUCGGAACCAUGCUCCAGCGCAUAA
Schistocerca piceifrons (Central American locust) is the source of this 861-nucleotide messenger RNA. RefSeq lists its product as uncharacterized. The record is from RefSeq and is a predicted model, not a curated record. The transcript has 4 exons. Bases 1 to 861 code for a protein of 286 amino acids. NCBI's taxonomy places the organism in Eukaryota, Metazoa, Arthropoda, Insecta, Orthoptera, Acrididae.